AUGCAGAGGGAGCUAUUCAAGGGUAAGGGUGCCAUGGGUCCUCCUGCACCGAAGCAAGCAUCUGCAGGCACAAGCGGUUCCCCAUCACAAGAUGAUGCAGAGAGCAGCGACAUUUGGGCGGCAGAUCUAGGCUGGGAUCGAUUCUUUGCCUCCUGCCAGGACGUGGCCAUUCCCAACACCAACGAUGUGUUCAGGGUCUACUUCAGCGGGCCGGACGAGGGACCGCUGUUUGUGCUGCUCCACGGCGGCGGCCACUCGGCGCUCUCGUGGGCCGCCACGGUCGGCGCCCUCCAACAGACCGCUCGCGUCCUCGCAUUUGACUUCCGCGGCCACGGCCACACGCACACGAGCGACGAUAGUGAUUUGUCGAUCGAGACUCUGACCAGCGACGUCAUCACUCUGAUUCGCACGCUCUACUCGGCUUCUCCUUCCUCCCCUAUCAUCCUCGUUGGCCACAGCCUUGGCGGAUCCGUGGCGAUUCACACUGCGAUUUCCGGACAGAUCAAGGAGCUAUCCGGACUGAUCGUUCUGGAUGUGGUCGAAGGCACGGCCAUGGCGUCCCUCAACUACAUGGACACGUACCUCGCCAAGGUCCCUUCCUCCUUCCCCACGCUCGAACAGGCCAUCCAGUGGACCGUUCGAAGCGGGUCAGUCCACAAUCUCGACUCGGCGCGGGUCUCGGUCCCGCCACGGCUCGUGCGCGACGAGUCGACCGGCCACUACGCCUGGCGAACCAACCUGAACCUUACGAAGCACUACUGGGAGGGCUGGUACCAAGGCCUGUCCAAAAAGGCACGCGACCCACGCGACACCUGCCCCGCGGCAAAGGUGCUGGUCUUGGCCGGCACCGACCGGCUGGACACGGAGCUGAUGAUCGGCCAGAUGCAGGGCAAGUUCCGCGUCGUCGUCCUGGCCGACUGCGGCCACUGCAUCCAAGAAGACAACCCGGACAAGACGGCAGAGAUCCUGCUCGAUCUCAAGAAGCGAUACGACAUCAUCCACAGCAAGAACAAUACCAUCCCUCCGAACAGCGGGGCAGUGACUUCUCUUUCGCUCUUCUCGCUCUCGCUUUCGCUCUUUCACUCCGGCUGCCAGCAGUAUUACCACAGCGUUGUUGAGGUGGGGUCCAUGGAAGACUUCGGCACCUCGUGCGACGGCACCGCCUUCGCCUUUGUUUCCGACGACCACCUUUCCAACGCCCUCGCCAUUGCCCGCGCUGCGGUGUUGAAGGUGCGCAAUGGCACGGCGUACCCGAUGACCCGCCUGGAUGCGACGGUACUCCUGCCACCCAAGGGCGCGCCGCUGGUCGACAGCGCCGGCCGCACCCUGAACGGCGGACAACGCCUGCCUGUGCCCGAUCGGGCGAAUAAGCAGACCUGGCGCCGCGGCGUCUACAACCCGAUGGCCGUGGCCUACCCCGCAAGUUGCGUAAAGCUCACGUACCUGCUCUCGGCGAUGCACUGGUGCGAGGCGCAAGGGAAGCGCUACGACUGCCUAGACGAGCACGUGCGCCCGAUGAUCAGCAUCUCCAGCAACUUCGAGACGGGCGUCAUCGUCGACAUCAUCACCAAGGCGCUCAACUAUGAGCCGGCCUCGCUGGACCAGCGCUUCAUGGAGUGGAUCAAGAAGAGGAACUCGACCAAGGAGUACCUUGAGAGCCUCAACCUGCUCGGCAACAUGAACCCUCUGUCGAAGACCUACCCCUCCAACUCUGGUGAGACCAAGUAUGGCGCUGAAUCGUUGGCGAUCGACAAGUACGGAAUGAACCUCAUGAACCCGGUCUGCUCUGCCACCAUCAUCCUCGAAGCUAUCUCUGGUGUCGUUCAGCCCGAGGCCGUCGAUUACAUCCGCAACCUGUUGCGUCACGAGCGAUACACGGGCUACACGUCCUUCGGCUUUGGUCUCCCGCCCGCCACGGUCAUCCGGUCCAAGAUUGGUGACGCGUACGACACGGUGGAGGAGAUCGCACACAUCUGGCUACCCAACGGGCGCGAGUUCAUCCUCACCGCCUUUUCCAACGGAUACGAGCCCAACCAGCCCAACCCGUACGACGUCAGCGUGCUUGGUCUGUUCGCCGAAACCUUCCUUGAGAAUGUGCCGGAGCUCAAUGCCGGCCUGCCUCCCCGCAUUCGCCUCGACGCCACGGACAAGUCGUUCUUCACCGUGGGCAAGUGGCAACGCGCCAUCGCCCCCGGCACCUACGGCUCCUUCUACGCCUUUGCCAAUGAGGGUGCGAACGUGAGCGCUGGCUGGGACGUCCACUUCGACGAGGCGGGCAUGUACGAGGUGUCGGUGUGGCACCCGGAGUCCGAUGGGUUUGCCGCCACGGCUACGGCCACGAUCAACCACCUGCACGGCGCCACCGAAGCCACCAUCUACCAGCGAAGCUACGGAGGACGCUGGGUGUACUUGGGCGACUGGAACUUCCCGGCGGGCCUGAACAAGGCGGCCCUGGUCGUGUCGCCCGCCGAGCGCCUGUCGUCUGCCGCUCCGAUCGUCGUCAACGCCGUCAAGUUCAGCAAAUGGCCGUCGUGCCAGGGCGUCGUCGGCGCCCCCUGCCCGCUCGUCCCGUGA
Messenger RNA from Acanthamoeba castellanii str. Neff, 2574 nucleotides. Its product is annotated as hydrolase, alpha/beta fold domain containing protein. NCBI's taxonomy places the organism in Eukaryota, Discosea, Longamoebia, Acanthamoebidae. Gene Ontology annotation, molecular function: protein methylesterase activity. Gene Ontology annotation, biological process: protein demethylation. The transcript is spliced from 21 exons. Bases 1 to 2574 code for a protein of 857 amino acids. The record is from RefSeq and is a predicted model, not a curated record.